GGAGUUCUAGUAGUAGAAGAAACCGGAGCACCGGGAAGAGCGAGGCAGCGCGCGCACACACGCUUCCAGGCCGUGGCUUUCCUGUGGGUAUCUGGAGUUUAGAAGAGUCUGUGGAGGACAAGAGGAUGAUUCGACACGUGUUUUAUUUAUCGCUGCUGGUCGCUUUCGCCGCCUGUGACGCGCCCCACGUCCCGUUAGACGACAUCUUCAUAGAGAAAACUUUCGUGCCGGAGCAGUGUGUGCGCGCAGUCAAAGUAGGAGACUAUGUCAGGUACCACUACAUUGGCAUGUUCCCCGACGGCACCAAGUUCGACUCCAGCUAUGACCGCGGCAGUACCUACAAUGUGUUUGUGGGUAAGAAACAGCUGAUCCAAGGGAUGGACAAAGCCUUGGUGGGGAUGUGUGUCAACGAGAGGAGUCUGGUCAAGAUCCCACCUCAUCUCGCCUACGGGAAACAGGGAUACGGCAACAUCAUUCCUCCUGAUUCCAUCCUUCACUUUGAUGUGCUGCUGCUCGACGUGUGGAACCCGGAGGACGGCGUUCAGAUCAACACCUACCACAUGCCGACCACCUGCUCCAGAAAGGUGGAGGUGUCCGACUACGUCCGCUACCACUAUAACGGUACACUGCUGGACGGGACGCUCUUUGACUCAAGCCACACUCGGAUGCGUACCUAUGACACCUACGUGGGUAUCGGCUGGUUGAUUGCUGGUAUGGAUCAGGGUCUUCUGGGAAUGUGCGUCGGAGAGAGGCGGAUCAUUACUAUGCCACCCGCACUUGGAUAUGGAGAAAAUGGAGAUGGUAGUGACAUCCCAGGCCAGGCGUCUUUGGUGUUUGAUGUGGUGCUCCUGGAUCUCCACAAUCCCAGAGAUGGUAUCGCAGUGACCAAUCAGCAGGUGCCCCAGUCCUGCACCAGGAAGACGGUCGCAGGAGACUUUGUACGUUACCACUACAACGGCAGUCUCCUCGAUGGAACAUUUUUUGAUUCCAGCUACUCCCGUAAUCGUACAUAUGACACCUACGUGGGCCGGGGCUAUGUGAUCGCCGGCAUGGAUGAGGGUCUGAUUGGAGUGUGCGUUGGAGAGAAGCGGACCAUCACCAUCCCCCCACAUCUGGCCUAUGGAGAGGAGGGCACUGGCUCUAAGAUCCCUGGUUCGGCUGUUCUUGUGUUCGACGUUCACAUUAUUGACUUCCACAAUCCAUCAGACAACACCGAGUUCACAGUCACGUACAAGCCAGAGGAGUGUGAUAAACAAACCAAGAAAGGAGACUUUGUUAAGUAUCACUACAAUGCCUCUCUGAUGGAUGGCUCACCCAUUGACUCAACGCAUAAUUAUGGAAAGACGUACAACAUCGUCCUGGGAGCCAAUCAGGUCGUCCCAGGGAUGGAGGAUGGACUGAUGGACAUGUGUGUAGGAGAGAGGAGACGUCUGGUCAUUCCUCCUCAUCUGGGCUACGGGGAGAGAGGAGUCACUGAUGAAGUCCCCGGGAGCGCUGUGCUGGUGUUCGACGUCGAGCUGGUAGAAAUGGAAGAAGGACUCCCAGAAGGCUACAUGUUCAUCUGGAAUGAGGAUGUAUCGCCGGACCUCUUCUCUGAGAUGGACAAGGACAAUAACGAGCUGGUGGAGCCCUCUGAGUUCACUGAUUACAUCAUACGGCAGGUCAAUGAGGGUAAAGGUCGCCUGGCCCCUGGCUUUGACCCGUAUCGCAUCAUCGACAACAUGUUCUCCAACCAGGACCGCGAUGGAGACGGAAAGAUCACAGCAGCAGAGUUCAAGCUUAAAGCAGACGAGGCGGCCGCUCAUGAUGAGCUAUGACGGAACCGGGGUUAAGAAUCAUAUUGGGGAAAGGGGCAACGGGUGCAACACUGCGAAAUGGGAGGGGACAUUUUAAGGGUGGGAGUGUAGAAGACAAUGUAUUUGUAAGGAACAAGUGCAGUGAGAAUGUUCUAUAAGGACAUGAUGUCUUUAUAGAACCAAACAGAGGAAAGUAUGGUUUUGGGGAAUGCACGAUGAUCUUUAUUUGUCAGAACUUAAGGACAAUGAUGAUAGUGAAUGACUUUUUUUUUUACCUCCUGUCUCAUCAAGUUCCUAAUGUCUUGUUUUGUGUGAACCUUUUUAUUUUUUGAAGGGUACAAAAGCACUCCUCCCAGAUAGAACAAACCAAGGUCUAGCUCCUUGUUGCCUUUUUCGUAUUCCUUCCACCUGGUUUCAGUUGUCCCUACAAAUGUCAGUCAUCCCUAACUGCUCUACUUUAAUGAUGAGAAUUUGUGUUUGAACAUUACCACUUCUUUAUUCAUCAAGUGAUACAUAAAAUAGUGUUUUAUUUCUUCGGUUUACAUCUGAAAAACUUGUGAUUGUUUUUUUCUUCUAAAAAUCAGGUCACCUUAUGUGUUUUCUGCUGUUGAGAUUAUCCACACAAGGCCCUUUUUAGUGGCAUUUUAAGAAAAAAGUCUACACAAACUCCUAAAAUAUCAUUGUGGAUGUUUAGAUUUUAUUCACUAUAGAUAAAGUCAUGUCGUGUUAAAGUUGUGUCAUUGCUUUUUGCCUUCAUCCCAAUGUUAACACCUGUUUGUAUUCAGGACUUUGUGAGUGUGUGAGUGUGUGUGUAAGACAGAGAGAAAAGAUAAGUAUGUGUGAAAAUGUUUUUUGUUUAGUUUUUUUGUUUACUUUUCUAUUCAGGAAGAAAGUGAAUUAUGAUGAUGACAAUGUCAGCACAAAGCUUCAUUUGAUUAAAUGACCUGAAAUGUAA
Messenger RNA from Sphaeramia orbicularis (orbiculate cardinalfish), 2751 nucleotides. It is a transcript of the gene fkbp9, whose product is annotated as FKBP prolyl isomerase 9. The record is from RefSeq and is a predicted model, not a curated record. Gene Ontology annotation, cellular component: endoplasmic reticulum. Gene Ontology annotation, molecular function: peptidyl-prolyl cis-trans isomerase activity; calcium ion binding. Bases 126 to 1817 code for a protein of 563 amino acids. Lineage: Eukaryota; Metazoa; Chordata; Actinopteri; Kurtiformes; Apogonidae. The transcript has 10 exons.